Chinchilla lanigera (long-tailed chinchilla) is the source of this 1125-nucleotide messenger RNA. RefSeq lists its product as uncharacterized. The record is from RefSeq and is a predicted model, not a curated record. The transcript has 3 exons. The coding region runs from base 240 to 845 and encodes 201 amino acids. Lineage: Eukaryota; Metazoa; Chordata; Mammalia; Rodentia; Chinchillidae.
GGAGAGGCCCCUGGUCAGAGGGCAGUGAGGGCCACGAGUCCCUCCCGCCCUGGGAAGGAGAAGCGCAGCAGAGCUCUUGGCGAGACUGGCCUGCAGCCCUGUUUCUGUUGCUCCGCUCAGACGGUUUCCACGUGGGCCCCCCCUGCCCGGCUGCUGCUCAGGGACAGGAAGUGAGACGUUACCUCCCCAGGCUGGCUGUCCGCAGGCCACAGGGAGUGGUGGGCGUGAGAGGUGAGAGCAUGCUGGAAAGUGGGGUUGCCGUCAUCCCGGCAAGGCGCCAGGUCACUGCUCUGUUUCUCACUGCCCCCAGACUGAUGGAUGACACUGGAAGUCCAGGCCUACAGCCCUGUCUCCAACCUGAAAGAACAAACUCAAAGCCCGUCCUCGGCGAGCCACUGCCUCUGCCUUGGAGGAUGGUCCUGACAUCACCUUGCGCUCCAGCUGCUGCCUGGCCACUGUCUCCCUGGGACUCUGCAGAAGUGUCCCCUUUGUGUCCCCACUGCCACUCUGGUACCCAAGUCCGUUCACUUCCUAACAGCUGGACUGACCUUUUAUUCCUCUGUCUACAGCCUUCCGCUGCUGCCCUCCGGCCUCAGGACAGAGCCCGCAGUCCUCACCGGAGUCCGCGCCAUAGCCACCAGCCAGGCCUGCUGUCGCUCUGGCGCUCACACCCUGCCGCAGCCACACUGGCCUCUCUGCCCCUGCGCAGUGCCGAGCUCACCCUGCCUCGCUUUCCGUGCCUGCUGUUCCCCAAGAAUGCCCUUCCCAGCCUUUGCAGGCUUCAGGUCUCCGAGUGGCCUCUCUGGGAUCCAGUGCUGCCCUCACGCCCCGCACACCUGCUCUAGUCUUCUUUAUAGCACUUGUUGCCUGCAGCUGUGUCCUUUAAACACCCAUUCAUGUGGGCCAGGCCGUCGUCUGCCUUUUGCCACUCCCUCCACAGGGUCUAGGACUGUGCUCCGCACAGAGCAGGUGGCCAAAGUCCCCACGUGACGGAUGAAUGAAUGGAUGAGGCAAUGAAUCACUGUCGCCUCCUUGAUGUUCAGAUCUGAGUCAGCAGAGCCCCUCCCUUCCCCACCGCGGUCCUGCAGGUGUGUGGGUGCUGCCGGCCGCCUGGCCCCCUCCCCC